AUGGAAUAUGAAAACUGCGAAUCAGGUAGUAAGUAUAUAAAUAAAGUAGAAAACUUUGAAAAAAAUGAACUGGAAACGGAUGUAUUAUCACAAAAUAAGGAAUUAACAAGAAAAGAGCGAAAACAGUUAGAAUAUGAAGAACGAAAUAGAAAAAAAAAAGAAAAACAAAUAAAGAAAAUAAAAAAAAUAAUUACUAAAUGUAAUAUAAAAUCUUUGGAUGGUUUGAAAAACAAUGCAUUAAUUAAUAACAAUGAUUUAUCCCAGAUUUGUGAAAAUAAAGAUCAAUCAACUUCGAUUACAAAAAGAGAACAUACUAAGCAAAAGUUUAACAAUGGCUUAGAUGAACAUGCAGAAAACUUAAACAGAAAACAAACUGUUGACAAUAAGAAUAACAGUAAAUCAAAAGGGCAAAAUAAUAUAAGUGGUCUUUGUUUGAAUAGCCAUUUGCAAUCUCUAGGUAUAUUAUCGAAAAAACAAAUAAUGAAAACAUUAAAAAAUAAACUUAAAAAAAACAAGGAAUCAGAGAAAAAAUUGCUUUUUAAAAAAAUAGAGCAAUUUAACUUAAAUAAUAAGGGUCAUAACAUUAUGACACACACCAAUGUUAAAGAUAAAAGAGAAAAAAAUCAAGAACACUUAGAUAAAUUGCUCAAGGCAUAUGAACAAAUGAAUAUCGAUUUACCAAACAAUCUAAAAAUCGCAAAAAAUAAACUGGAAGCGCGAAAGAAAAGGCUUUUAAAGUGUAUAAAUAAAAAAGAAUUAGAAUCUAUAGUUGAACAAGAAGAAAACAAUCCCCCCAAAAAAUCGAAAGUGAUAAAACAAUUUAAUCAUAAAAAACAAAAUGACCAGAGUGAAGGAAGUAAAAGUAACGAUCUAGCAAGCGAAAAUAAUGAUGAGAAUUUAGAAGAUAAUCAUACAGAAAUAUCUAAAGAUGAUAGUGUUACAAGUUCUAUCAACUUUUACAAUGAAGAAGGAAAGAUACUAUAUCAAAAUGGCAGUGGUCAAAAAGAAAUUCAAAGUAUUGAAAUUAAAGAAUAUGAACGAAUAGAUGAAGGGAAUGACAAUGUAAAUGAAAAAGAUAAAAUUCGCGAAAGAAAAAUCCUUUACGAACGUGUAAACAUAAAUAGAAAUGAAAAUAUAGAAAAACUUAGGUCAUCAUUACCUGUUGUAGGUUAUGAACAAGAAAUAAUUGAAGCCAUACUAAACCAUGAUGUUGUUUUUAUAAGCGGAGAUACAGGGUGUGGAAAGUCAACACAAGUUCCACAGUUUGCAUAUGAAUAUGGUUUUUCCACUAAUAAUUAUUUAAUUGGCAUAACAGAGCCUAGAAAAAUUGCUGUUAAAAGUAUUUCAAAUCGAUUAAACGAAGAAUUAAAUAUUAAAGAUGUUGCCGGAUAUCAAGUUAGAUUUGAAAAAUCGAAUUUUUUAAAAAAUAGUAAAAUUAAAGUUAUGACUGAAGGAAUAUUGUUAAAAGAAAUUAUGAGCGAUUUUGUUUUAUCAAAAUAUAGUAUCAUAAUAUUAGAUGAAGCUCAUGAACGAAGUAUAAAUAUGGAUCUAAUUUUAGGGUUUUUAUCUAUAAUAUGUAAAAUUAGAAAAGAAAAAUAUUUUGCAUAUAAAUCAGAUAUUAUUCCCCUAAAAGUUAUAAUAAUGUCUGCUACCAUUACUGAUAAUAAUCUUUUUGAAAAUAAAAUAUUCACAGAUUACACUUCGAUUAAUAUACCAACUGAUAAAGUCCCAGUUGUAGAUCAUUUUCUGUCAUAUACCCCAAAAAAUUAUGUUGAAGAAGCUAAAAAAAAAAUUAUACAAAUUCAUAAAAAACUUCCCCCAGGAAGUAUAUUAGUUUUCUUAACAAGCCAGGAAGAAAUUUAUCAAUUAUAUAACGCUCUUAAUAAUUUAAAAAUGACUAAAGAAAUUAUAGAAAAUACAACUUUUUCUGAAAAUAGUAAAAAACAUAUAGAAAGUAAUCCAGAUGAAAAUUUAGAGAUAUUCGAUUUACCCGAAGAAAAAAAUACUGAAAAUGAGCGAAUAAGCUUUUUCGUUAAAGAUCAAGAUGAAAAUAAAGAAAAAACAAUUAUAUUCGAUGCAUCAGAUGAUGAAGAUAGUGACAGUGAGGAGGGUGAUGCAAAUAAUAAAGUUGAUGGCAAUGAAAACGAUACUGAAAACUAUUUCAAAAAUAAUUUUGAAUCGAAAGAAACUUCGAAAAAUGAAGAAAUAAGCUUUAAUUCUUCUGAACAAAUAUCAAAAAAUCAAAAUUCGCCCAAAAUUCCAAGUGACAAUGAUACAAAUGCAUAUGUAUAUACAGAAAAAGAAAUAAGUAGCGAACGUAACGAAAUUGAAACUUUCGAAAAAGAAGUUUGCUCAUUUGAUGAAAAUAUACCCCAAAACAGUCAUUUUGAUAGCGAUCAAAAAACAUAUGGAAAAACUGAAAACGACCAAAAUAAUGAGCUUUCAAAUGUCACCGAUGAUACUGAUCAGAACGAUCAAAAUAGCAAUGACAAAAAAAACGUGAAAAAUUCAUAUAAGGAAAACAAAAGUGAAAAAUCUAAAAAAGAAUCAACCAUAUGGAAAGGAAGUGAUGGAUCAGGUAAACUUACAGUCUAUAAACUAUAUUCUAAUUUACCUAUCAAAAAACAAAUGCAAUUAUUUAAUAACCCUAAGGAUAACGAACGAGUAUGUAUUUUAAGUACAAAUAUUGCAGAAACAUCUCUCACUUUACCAAACAUUCGUUAUGUUAUUGACUCUGGAAAAGAAAAAAAAAAAAUAUAUUCAGCAGUCAACGAUUAUUCUUAUUAUAUUAUUGAUAACAUAAGCAAAAGUUCAGCACUUCAAAGAAAAGGGCGGGCUGGUCGAGUAUUACAUUUAUUGAAAAAUAAUAAAAAAAAUAAGAAGAAAAUAGAAAUGGAAAAGGGGCAUGUAUAUAAACUAUAUUCUUCAAAUUAUUAUAAUUAUUUUUUUAAAAAUAAUACUGAUGUCCCAAUUUUAAAUUACCCUCUUGAUUCAUUGAUCUUAUAUUUGUUAAGCUUUAAAAUUGAAAAUGUUGAAAAGUUUCCAUUUAUUAAUAAACCAGAUCAUUCUAAAUUUCAAGAAGCUCGAAAAAGAUUGAUAUAUUUCAAUUGUAUAUAUUUUGGGUAUAAAGAUAUUGAAUUUCUUUUUAAAAAUCUAAGUGAUAAAAUAGCUUCAAAACAAGGAAUUCAAAAUCAUGUAAAUAUGUUUAAUCCACAAAAUAAAAAAGGAAUUACACUUGUAGGAAAUUUUAUUUUAUCUUCACCAAUCAGUAUUAGAUAUGCUAAAAUUUUAACCGAUGUUUGUUUAAAAUCAUUAUCUAUAAAAAAUACUAGUGCAAUUCCGUUAGCUUGUCUUUUAGUCUCUUGCUUGUAUCUCGAAUCAAUUUUUUCAUAUGACUAUAAACUCAGUUUAAAAUAUAAAAACAGCAAAAAAAAAAAAAAAAGAAAGCAAACAAAUGGAAACGAUGAUAAUAAUAAAUCUGCUAAUGGAAGCAUUAGCAAAUCAAAUAACAUUUUAAUGAACUUAAUUUUAAAAAAGAACAAUGACCAAAGGGAUCAAUCUGAUGGUUCAGAUUCUUACGACUAUAGUUCCCAUGAAGAUAAUAAUUCAUCAUAUCAAAAUUCGAAUAAUGGUGAAAAAAGCAUAAGCAUGAUUGAAGAAUAUAAGUCCAAUUUUAGUAAUGAUAUUGAUUUUUAUUUAAACUUAUGUAUCACUUUUUAUUUUUCAAAGGAAAGAGAUCAAUUUUGUUAUAAUAUGAAAUUAGAUAAAAAAAAAAUGGAUGAACUACUUAAACUUUCAAAUCAUUUAAUGAAAAUAAUUAAUUUUAAACUUAAUCAUAAUAUUACUUUUGAUAUGUUGGAAAAAGAUAUAUCACCAGUAUCAAAAAAAAUUAUUUACUAUGCAAUUUUUCAAGGGUUCAUAGAUCAUUUGGCAAUACGUUCUGACUUAAUACACAAUGAGUAUACAAGAAACUUGCAAAUAAAAAAUUAUAACAAUAAAAAAGCAUAUUUUACUCAAAAUAUUAACACUCCUAUAUAUAUUAAUUCGAAUUCCGCCUUAUAUAAAAAUAGGCCAUACCCACAAUAUAUAUUAUACAAUUAUAUUAUGAAGAAUAAAAAUUCAUAUCUCAUGUUUGAUUGCCUAAAUAUUAGUGAUUCAGACUUGGGGAAAAUAAGAAAUGUUUGUAUUUACAUUAAUGGAUAUGAAAAAAUUCCACCACCUACAUACGAUAUGGAAAAGGACAAAAUUAUUGUUUGCGCAAGACCUAUAUAUUUGCUCGCUUCUCAUCAUUUAUCUAUAAUAACAAAAGAAUUAAAUGAAAAUGAUAUUGCCUUUUAUAAUUAUAUUGCCUUAUUUAUAUUGAAUGGGUCAAUGUUUCCAAAAAUGCUCAAGUUCCAAAAAUUUUAUUCACAUACUGCAAGUAACAUUAUUAAUUGCAGUACACAAAAUAUUAAGAGGUUUAUAGUGGAAUUAAAAAAUAACAAAAUUAAUAAUAGGGCGAGCAUAAUAUCCAAAUGGGAAAAAAAAAAUAGCUUUUUAAAGCAAGAGUUUAUGUCAUUGAUUGCAAAUAAAAUUACCAAAUACGAUGAGAAACUUAUUAAUAGUUCGUGGCCGCCUAUAGACUGA
Plasmodium berghei ANKA is the source of this 4626-nucleotide messenger RNA. Its product is annotated as ATP-dependent RNA helicase DHR1, putative. The coding region runs from base 1 to 4626 and encodes 1541 amino acids. Gene Ontology annotation, cellular component: nucleolus; intracellular anatomical structure. Gene Ontology annotation, molecular function: RNA binding; ATP binding. The transcript is spliced from 3 exons. Gene Ontology annotation, biological process: maturation of SSU-rRNA from tricistronic rRNA transcript (SSU-rRNA, 5.8S rRNA, LSU-rRNA). Lineage: Eukaryota; Apicomplexa; Aconoidasida; Haemosporida; Plasmodiidae. The record is from RefSeq and is a predicted model, not a curated record.